This is a messenger RNA of Thyridium curvatum, 1296 nucleotides long. RefSeq lists its product as uncharacterized. The transcript has a single exon. Bases 1 to 1296 code for a protein of 431 amino acids. The record is from RefSeq and is a predicted model, not a curated record. Lineage: Eukaryota; Fungi; Ascomycota; Sordariomycetes; Thyridiales; Thyridiaceae.
AUGGAGGUUAUGGUCAUGACAAUCGACGUAUUGUCGCAUGGCGCCCUUGAAUGCCUGGUUCCUCGUCUACACCAUAAUAAACACCUCACACCCGGUGCUCUUGAAACGAGCACCACCGCUGCUGCGGUCCCGCACGGGGGCUCCGACUUUCCACGUUCGUUGAACGAGGGAAUGGAUGUGCAUGUUUCCAACACCAAGCCACAUCUCCUCGCAACAGUCACAGCAGAAACAGAAGCCGACCAUGCACCGAUAGCACGAGCGUGUCUAUCGGCAGGCACGCCGCUACAAGGCCCUGCACCGACCAAAAUCAAACCCGACUUAGGGUCUGAUCAAUGUCCCCUGUCGACCUUCACGUUCAGCCAAGAUGCUCCAGUCAGAAGCACUCCCUUCCACUUCCCCUCCAAGAUCCCCCCAUUGCGUCGACAGGGCGUCAAGCGCCGACGGCCCAGCACGGAUGUGGAUGGGCCCAACACGGCCUGUUUGUCGUGUAAGAAGCGCCGUCUCCGCCUCGACCUCAUCACCUCGCGGCUGUCCCGCCCCUUCUCCUUGCCUGCAACGCACAUCCUCAACCGCGAGGCCGCUGCGGCUGGAGACAAGCGCUUCCUCAAGCUCGCUGCCAUCAUGGCGGCUCGGCGCAUCGCGGGGAGCGGGCCGCAGGGGCAGCUUCACUCGCCGGACCAGCCGGGCCCCAGCGAGAUGCUCAGACGCGCAGCCAUCAUCAACCGCUUCCGGCUGAGGGUGUACCGGCACGCCGCGGCGCGCGGCGACUCGGGCGUGGCGCAGGUUGCGGGCAGCGCAAGCUUGCUGCAGCUCAGUCAGGGGCUGGGUGUGGUCAGUGGGGCACGGUUCCCCGGCCACCACGGGCCGCCCGGGUCGGUAGUGCCGAACAUACUCCCUCUGCUCCCUGCCCUGCCGCCGAGCGGGAGUCCGCACCCCUUAUCGAAAGCCGCGGCUGCCAGAUCCCCGUCUCCAUCAAGGUUAACAGCAACGGCGAUCACCACGAUGACGGCGACGACAGCGACAACGAUGAUGGCAGCCUCGACCCCGCCGAUACCAGCCCGGGAGAGGGAGCUGGACGCCGAGGAGGCGGAGGACCGAGAUAACGGGUGUGCCUUCCCGGGGUCCGAGUGGCUCGAGUGUCGGUACCAUGAUGAUGACGAGGAGGAGGAGAGGGACGGCACCGAAGUGUAUGCCGACUUCGGGGUGAUCUUUGGGGGUGGCAGCGACGCUGACAGCGACGAGGAGUACCAGGACUACAUGGAUGAUCUGGACGGAAUUCCCUGGAGUGUGAGGUAA